AAAAAAAACAGAUUGCAGAUCACAUGUUUGGAGUGUGGCAAAAGCAUUGUUCAGAACAGCACUCCAUUGAUUCAUGGAAGGACCGAUGCAGGAGGAGCAGCUCCACCAGUGCUCCCAAUGUGGCAAAAGAUUUAGCAUGCACACCAAUCUGGUGAGACAUGAGAGGACUCACACUGGAGAGAAACCCUUUGAGUGUCCUCUUUGUGAGAAAAGUUUCACAUGGAAUUCUGACCUGGUGAUACACCAGAGGACUCACACAGGAGAGAAAUCAUAUGAGUGUCUGGAUUGUGGGAAAGGUUUUAGUUAUAAUUCUGAAUUGGUGAAACACCAGAGGACUCACACAGGAGAGAAACCAUAUGAGUGUCUGUAUUGUGGGAAACGUUUCAGUCAGAAUUCAAACCUGGUGAUACACCAGAGGACUCACACAGGAGAAAAACCAUAUGAGUGUCCAGAUUGUGGGAAAGGUUUCGGUCACAAAUCCCAACUGGUAAAACAUCUGACGAUGCACAUGGCACAGAAACCAUAUGAGUGUCUGUAUUGUGGGAAAGGUUUCAGUUGCAAUUCCGAUCUGGUGGUACAUCACAGGACUCACACAGGAGAAAAACCGUAUGAGUGCCCCAUUUGUGGAAAAAAUUUCAGUCAGAAUUCCAGCCUCAUAGAGCACCAGAGAACUCACACGGGAGAGAAACCAUAUAAGUGUCCAGAUUGUGGGAAAGGUUUCAAGCAUAAUUCCAAGGUGGUGAUACACCAGAGGAUUCACACGGGAGAGAAACCAUAUGAAUGUCAGGAAUGUGGAAAAUGUUUCAGUCAGAAUUCCCAUCUGGUGAAACACCGGAGGACUCACACAGGAGAAAAACCAUAUGAAUGUCUGGAUUGUGGGAAACGUUUUGGUCAGAAAUCCACCCUGAUGAAACACCAAAAGACUCACACAGGAGAAAAACCAUCUGAGUGUCCAGAUUGUGGGAAAAGUUUCAAGCAUAAUUCCAAGCUGGUAAUACACCGGAGGAUGCACACAGGAGAGAAACAAUAUGAGUGUCUGUAUUGUGGGAAAGGUUUCAGGCAGAAUUACAAGCUGGUAAUACACCGGAGGACUCACACAGGAGAGAAACCAUAUGAGUGUUCGCAUUGUGGGAAAAGUUUCAAUCGGAAUUGCGACCUGGUAAGACACAAUAUGACUCACACAGGAGAAAAACCAUAUGAGUGUCCAGAUUGUGGGAAAAGAUUCAUCCGGAAUUCUGAACUGGUAAUACAUAGGAGGAUUCACACAGGAGAAAAACCAUAUGAGUGUUCAGAUUGUGGGAAACGUUUUGGUCAGAAUUCCCACCUUGUGAAACAUCUGAUGAUUCACACAGGAGAGAAACCAUAUGAGUGUUUGUAUUGUGGGAAAAGUUUCAUUCAGAAUUCAAACCUGGUGAUACACCAGAGGACUCACACAGGGGAAAAACCAUAUAAGUGUCCAGAUUGUGGGAAAAGUUUCAGGCUUAAUUACAGGUUGGUGAUACACCGGAGGAUUCACACGGGAGAGAAACCAUAUGAGUGUCCAGAUUGUGGGAAAAGAUUCAUCUGGGAUUCCAACCUGGUAACACACCAGAGGACUCACACAGGAGAAAAACCAUAUGAGUGUCCAGAUUGUGGGAAAAGAUUCAUCCGGAAUUCCGCCCUGGUAAUACAUAGGAGGACUCACACAGGAGAAAAACCAUAUGAGUGUCCAGAUUGUGGGAAAAGUUUCAGUCAGAAUUCCAGCCUGAUAGUCCACCAGUGGACUCACACGGGAGAGAAACCAUAUGAAUGCCCAGAUUGUGGGAGAGAUUUCAGUAGUAGGUAUAGACUUAUAAAUCAUGUAAAGACUCACACGGGAGAGAAACCAUAUGAGUGUCCUGAUUGUGGGAAAGAUUUUUCUUGGAAAUCCGUCCUGGUGAACCAUCAAAGGACUCACACAGGAGAGAAACCAUAUAAAUGUCAUGAUUGUGGAGAACAUUUUAGUCAGAAUUCCUACCUGGUGAAACACCAGAGGACUCACAUGGGAGAGAAACCCUGUGAGUGUUCAGAUUGUGGGAAAGAUUUCACUUGCAAUUCUGACCUGGUGAAACAUCGAAGGACUCACACGGGAGAGAAACCCUAUAAGUGUCCUGAUUGUGGGAAAGGUUUCAGUCGCAAUUCAAACCUGGUGAUACACCAGAGGACUCACACAGGAGAAAAACCAUAUGAGUGUUCAGAUUGUGGGAAAGGUUUCGGUCACAAAUCACACCUGGUGAAACAUCUGAUGACUCACACAGGAGAGAAACCAUAUGAGUGUCUGUAUUGUGGGAAAAGUUUCAUUCAGAAUUCAAACUUGGUGAUACACCAGAGGACUCACACAGGAGAAAGACCACAUGAGUGUUCAGAUUGUGGGAAAGGUUUUGGUUACAAAUCCCACUUGGUGAAACAUCUGACGACUCACAUAAGAAAGAAACCAUAUGAGUGUUCAGAUUGUGGGAAAGGUUUCACUUUCAAUUCCGACCUGAUGAUACACCAGAGGAUUCACACGGGAGAGAAACCAUAUAAGUGUCCAGAUUGUGGGAAAAGUUUCAGACUUAAUUACAAGUUGGUGAUACACCAGAGGAUUCACACGGGAGAGAAACCAUAUGAGUGUCCAGAUUGUGGGAAAAGUUUCAUCCAGAAUUACGACCUGGUAAUACACAAGAGGAUUCACACAGGAGAAAAAUCAUAUGAGUGCCCAGAUUGUGGGAAAAGAUUCAUCCGCAAUUCGUACCUGAUAAUACAUAGGAGGACUCACACAGGAGAAAAACCAUAUGAGUGUCCAGAUUGUGGGAAAAGAUUCAUCCGGAAUUCCUACCUGGUAAUACAUAGGAGAACUCACACAGGAGAAAAACCAUAUGAGUGUCCAGAUUGUGGGAAAAGUUUCAUCCGGAAUUCUGACCUGGUAAUACAUAGGAGGACUCACACAGGAGAAAAACCGUAUGAGUGUCCAGAUUGUGGGAAAAGAUUCAUCCGGAAUGCCGACCUGGUAAUACAUAGGAGGACUCACACGGGAGAAAAACCAUAUGAGUGCCCAGAUUGUGGGAGAGAUUUCAGUAGUAGGUAUAAGCUUAUAAAUCAUGUAAAGUUACACAUAGGAGAGUAACCAUUCAAAUGCCCAGAUUAUGGACAGUGUUUUGCAGAAAAUUCCUCUCUUAUUACAAAAGAAAUUCCACAUGAGGAAAAAUUUGAUCUUGAAUUUUGUUUCUUGUCUCUUACUGGAAGCCUAACUGAGAAAUUAUUAAUUUCUUGCAUGAUUCUUUUUAGUCAAGCGUGUUUUAUUAAACAUGAGGGAAGAAAUCUGAGCUUCCUCUGUCUGGCCUAGUGCAUUCGUUCUCUUUCGCGGAGUCAUGGUGAACUGUUGUGCUGGGCCAGAGAAAGCGAGCUUAGAUCUGUAUUAGGUAUCUUUGCCACCUUGAGUUAUUUCUACAUAUAAUAAGCGCGGGGUAUGUAUCUUUAUUUGUUAAGAAAAUGUAUAUGGCAUCCCACCUAAUGGUGAUUCCACAGAAUUUACAGCAAUAAAACCUGAAUACAGAAACCAAUAGACCCCAUACAUUGCAAAGGGCAAAAUGCAAAGACCCCACGGUUAACAUGCACUGGCCCUACAAUACAUGGCACCUCUAGCAAGGUUGAUGGCAAUUUGAUGGUCCAGGAGUCCCAACAAGGUGAUUCUUUUGUUCAAUGUAGAAGUUAACCAGGCCCCCUGGACUUACUAACUACACAUUGGGAACCCCAUGUUAAUACAAUAUAUCUUAUGUGCGGCCAUAAUUUGAAAACAAUGUUUAAUGUGGCAGAGUACUUGAGUAAAAUGGUUUGGCUGAGAUCAGCAUAUGUGGGACUGAUUGGGGUAGAUUUUAGGGGUGAUACUGAGAUAUAAUUCUAUCUUAUUUCACUUAUCAAUGUAUCAUAUUGUUGUAUUUUACUCCAAUUUCAUUUUAAUUUAUUUUUAUAGGAUUUUAUUAAUAAUUGAUGUUUGGAACUCUGUAUUCUGAUAUGGCCAAUGGGCUAAUUAAUAAACUAAACUAUUAAAACCAA
Protobothrops mucrosquamatus (brown spotted pit viper) is the source of this 4053-nucleotide messenger RNA. RefSeq names its product zinc finger protein 208-like. The transcript has 2 exons. Gene Ontology annotation, biological process: negative regulation of transcription by RNA polymerase II. The record is from RefSeq and is a predicted model, not a curated record. The coding region runs from base 74 to 3124 and encodes 1016 amino acids. Lineage: Eukaryota; Metazoa; Chordata; Lepidosauria; Squamata; Viperidae. Gene Ontology annotation, molecular function: DNA-binding transcription repressor activity, RNA polymerase II-specific.